AAAAAAUGGUGGUGCAUUAAAAUUUUUUAUGUCUUUUUAUUUCUCUUCAAUUGUACAGUUUGACACAAGUGAUACAGCAGAAAACGAAUUGUUCGAAAUAUUCAAUCAACUUCCUGAAAUCCCUGCUAAAGCGGAUCAAACAACUGCUAGUGCGAUUAUUGAAAAACUUGCUACAGAAAACAACUUUACACUUGUUACUAGCAAGUCUGAAAAGACUCGUAUGCACUUCAAGUGUAUCAAGGGUCAGAAAUACAGAAACAUAAAAAACUUGAAAGGAAAAGCUCGCCAAAGAGCCACAAAAUCAGUUUGUAAUGAAUGCCCAUACCUUAUUCGUCUUCAAAACAAAAACAACAAAGGAUAUAAAAUACAACCUCUAAAGGAAAUCAAAUGAUGGAAAAAUAUCAUAAUCAUCCUAUCAAUACAGUCAAUCUUCUCAGUAUAUUUAAGGGCCAUAGACGAAACCUCAACGUAGCAGAGAUCAGUUCCAUUAGCACGGUAUAGCCCAAAAUGCAAAAGCUCGCGAUAUUCAGAAUUCGAUCAACAUCGGUAAUAAAUAUAACAAAGUGCCGGUCUAUGAUGUCAACAACCUUCGAUAUACAAAGAGGAGACCUGAGACUAAUUCUAAAGCUUCAGAAAGUGAAGGAACCAACUUGAUUUUGACAAUGGAGUGCAAUGGCUACAUUCAUCCUGCUCGAGAUGGUCUUGUUUGCUGCUGCUUGAACAAAACCAAGUAUGGAAUGUUGUAUCGUCAUGACCUUGCCAAGCCAGAGCUUCAAAG
This is a messenger RNA of Gilbertella persicaria, 778 nucleotides long. RefSeq lists its product as uncharacterized. Bases 29 to 391 code for a protein of 120 amino acids. The record is from RefSeq and is a predicted model, not a curated record. The transcript is spliced from 2 exons. NCBI's taxonomy places the organism in Eukaryota, Fungi, Mucoromycota, Mucoromycetes, Mucorales, Choanephoraceae.